Molecule: messenger RNA, 536 nt
Organism: Macrosteles quadrilineatus (aster leafhopper)
Lineage: Eukaryota; Metazoa; Arthropoda; Insecta; Hemiptera; Cicadellidae
Exons: 3
Coding region: 80-490 (136 amino acids)
Source: RefSeq, a predicted model, not a curated record
GUAUCACUGUUAAAGAUAUACCAAGAAUUUGCGAAAUUUAGACAUUGAAAUCUUGUUUUAAAUACUUUCGACCUAUUGUAUGAUCAUGACUCGAUGCUUUAGCUUAAGACGUAUCUGUAAUAUACUAAGAAAAUACGUUUGUUUUUGCUUUCAUAAAUCUAACGAAGAUUUUCAUGUGAUUGCAGAGACGGACACCGGUGAUCAAGAUAUCAUACGGUUACCCGUAGCCACAAAUGUUCAGAGUAUCAUGAUAAGGCCUGGAUCGAUGACUUUAGAGAGAUGGACCUCUGCUCCCAUAUUCAUCAACAUACCACCACCAACACAGUUCCAGCAACCUGUGUCUCCGGUUGGUGAUAGACCUAGGAAAAGACUUUCCAGUCCUGGUAGAAUAGACGUAUCUCUCAUAGACCAGAUAAAAGAAGAGCUAAAAGAAACGGAGAGAGGCGACUGUGAACCUGAAGACGCUAAGAAUGUUAAAAAUGACAAGUAGAGUUUUGGUUUUAGUAUGUAAAGUGAAUAAAUGCACUAUUCAUGAA